This is a messenger RNA of Cryphonectria parasitica EP155, 2724 nucleotides long. RefSeq lists its product as uncharacterized. Gene Ontology annotation, molecular function: antiporter activity. The transcript has 5 exons. Gene Ontology annotation, cellular component: membrane. The record is from RefSeq and is a predicted model, not a curated record. Gene Ontology annotation, biological process: proton transmembrane transport. The annotation marks the transcript as partial. Lineage: Eukaryota; Fungi; Ascomycota; Sordariomycetes; Diaporthales; Cryphonectriaceae.
CCCCAGGCUGGCAUCCUCGAGGGCGGCAACCCUGUCGCCUACAAUGCAUCCAACCCGGUGCUCCUCUUCAUCAUCCAGGCCAUCAUCAUUAUCAUCUUCUGCCGUCUCCUCCACUGGCCUCUGUCCUACCUGAACCAGCCGCGCGUCAUCGCAGAGGUCAUCGGCGGCAUCCUCCUGGGCCCUUCCGUCAUGAUGCGCAUCCCCGGGUUCCAGAAUGCCAUCUUUCCGACGGCCUCGAUGCCUAUCCUCAACAAUGUCGCCAACCUGGGCCUGAUCAUCUUCCUGUUCCUCGUCGGCCUCGAGGUGGACGUCCGGCUCCUCACCAGCAACUGGCGCGUCGCCCUGACCGUCGGCCUGGCCGGCAUGGCCAUCCCCUUUGGCCUGGGCAUCGCCAUCGCAAAGGGUUUGUACGAGCAGUUCCGCGUCGCCGAGGCAGACGUCAGCACCGACCCAAUCGAAUUUGGCGUCUACGCCCUCUUCAUCGGCACCGCCCUGGCCAUCACCGCCUUUCCCGUGCUGUGCCGCAUCCUUACCGACCUCAACCUGCUGGGCACAUCCGUCGGCGUCACUGUUCUGGCCGCUGGCAUCGGCAACGACGUGACCGGCUGGAUCCUCCUCGCCCUCUGCGUCGCCCUCGUCAACAAUGCCACCGGCCUGGCUGCCCUCUGGGCCCUGCUUUGUGUCGUCGGCUGGGCUCUGUUUCUUUGCUAUGCUGUCCGUCCUUGCUUUAUCUGGUGUCUCAGGAGGACGGGAAGUCUAGAGAAGGGGCCUACACAGGGCAUGGUGGCCUUGACCCUUGGCAUUGCCCUCGUCUCAGCCUGGUUUACUGGCAUUAUCGGUGUCCAUCCGAUCUUCGGCGCCUUUCUGGCCGGCUUAAUUUGUCCCCACGAGGCAGGUUUUGCCAUCAAACUCACCGAGAAGAUCGAGGACAUAGUCACAGUGCUCUUCCUGCCGCUCUACUUCGCCCUGUCCGGUCUGAGCACCAACCUCGGCCUGCUCAACGACGGCAUCACCUGGGCCUAUGUAGUGGGCGUCAUCGCCGUGGCCUUUUCAGGCAAGAUUAUCGGCGGCACACUAGCGGCGCGGUUCAACAGGCUUGAGUGGCGCGAGUCCCUGACCAUUGGCUGUCUGAUGAGCUGUAAAGGCCUCGUUGAGCUGAUUGUGCUUAACGUGGGCUUACAGGCCAAGAUCCUUUCUGAACGUACUUUUACCAUCUUUGUUGUCAUGGCCUUGGUCACAACGGUAUCUACCACACCCUUGGUCAAGUGGCUCUACCCACCAUGGUACCAGGCCAAGAUGGAAAGGUUCCGAAGAGGCGAGACAGACAGGGACGGAAACCCCAUCAACCCAGCUGGCGGCCCAUCAACCUCGAGCCAUGGCGGCGCCACCAUGCACGAAGGCGACGAAGGCGACGGGGACAAGGAGUGGAAGCCUACUGCGGAGAUCCGUCGCCUCCUCGUCUACCUUCGCUUAGACAGCCUGCCAGGCCUCUUCACCUUCAUCGCCCUCCUCGGAGCCGACGGCCAGAACCAGGACAACCACGACGAUGAGGACCAGCGUGGCAGCGAAAGUUAUUAUGAAACCACGACGGCGACGACGACGACAACAACACCAAGGAGAAGAAGACCCCUACCUCCCCUCGAGGUCCACGGCCUCCGCAUCCUCGAGCUCACAGAGCGCAACUCCUCCGUAAUGCAGCUGACAGAAGGCGAAGGAGGCCCCAACCACCUCUCGGCCCGCGACCCCGUCGUAAACACCUUCCGCGCCUUCUCGCGCCUCCUCCGCUCAUCCUACAACAACAUCAUCGCCGCCUCCGGCCGCGUCGCCGUCGUGCCUGCCCCUUCGUACGCAGAGACCCUCGCGCGACAGGCCGCCGACAUCGCCGCCGACUUUGUUUUUGUGCCCUGGGGCGAGAACGACAGCAGCAACUUCAGCGACAGGGACACGACGACAGAGAACCACACAGACCCCGCCUCGUCGCUGGUCCUGGACGGAGCCGCCGCCCGUACAGAGGAGCGCUUCGCCAGCCGCAGCCACCUCGACUUUAUCCACCAGGUCCUGCACAAACCCGCCUGCAACACAGGCGUCUUCAUCAACCGCGGUCUCGGUGGUCUACUGCCUCCUGUGGACAGCAGGAAGAACAACAACAACAACAACAACAUUAGCAGUAGCAACAAGGAAGGCGGCGUCAGCGUCACCAUGUCCAGCAGCAGUCACAGCCUGUCCACAAGAGACAACAAGACCCAUCACCAGAUCUUCGUUCCCUUCCUGGGCGGCGUCGACGACCGCGUCGCCCUGCGCUUCGCCCUGCGCCUGGCUAGGAACCCCAACGUCACCCUGACCGUCGGUGCCCACAGCACCAGCGUCAACAACAACAAGGUGGUCGAGGGUGCCUCGGCGCAGGACAUGGCUCUCCUGUCGUCGUUGUCGUCAUCCCCACCGCAGGGGCUCGCCGGUCGCUUUACGAUUGCAGAGGUCGACGCCACGCGCAGGACGGCUGUGGCAGAGGCUGUGGCCCGAGCGAGGGCCCACGUGGGCAACUCACCACAGAACGCCGGCGACCUCGUUGUGGUGGGCCGGUCACACGUGGACCUCGGCGAUGGAGUGGUCGAGGUCGAUGGCGGAGACUUGAGAAGGACGGUCGGGGUUGUGGCGCAGCAAUUCGUCGACAGUGGUAUCAAGGCAAGUCUAUUGGUUAUCAGGGCUGGCGGGGCGGGACUCAAC